Messenger RNA from Scatophagus argus, 2534 nucleotides. RefSeq names its product SLAIN motif-containing protein-like. Lineage: Eukaryota; Metazoa; Chordata; Actinopteri; Scatophagidae. The record is from RefSeq and is a predicted model, not a curated record. Gene Ontology annotation, biological process: positive regulation of microtubule polymerization; microtubule nucleation; cytoplasmic microtubule organization. Gene Ontology annotation, cellular component: microtubule plus-end. The transcript is spliced from 7 exons. The coding region runs from base 985 to 2436 and encodes 483 amino acids.
AAACCCGUUUAGCCCAGUAUGAUAUGGCAGUAUGAUUUAAGUCCUUAAAUUGCCUAAAAGCUGCAUGCAUCCUGGUACUAUGAGGAAACAACAACAAACAACACACAACACUGGUGCUCACUGUAUACUUAAAGGUCAUGAAUAGGAGGAAUAUUGACAAAAAAAUAAUUACACUGAGAGUUCAUUAAAAUUCUUUGGGGGGGGUUGUUACAGAAUAAAUGCGUGGAUCUUGCAUGAAGAUUUAUUUAUUUAGUCAUCUGUGGCCAAUCUGAAACAUUCUCUGUUUCCUCCAUUCAGUGAAUGUUUUGACAUUUGUGUGAAUAUAAUCUUUUUUGCCAGUUCGUAAGACGUGGUUACACCAGAAAACAAAGUGGUUGAUCUUGAUCUCUUAGGCCUGGGUGAGAAAAGAGGAGAAUUUGAGGUUUCACAUGGCUGCAAGUGAAACUGUAAAUAUUGUUAUGUGUUAAUCCUCCCGUGUGCAACCUGAUCUCACCUUUCAGUACAACUUCCUGGGGUGAUCUUUGUGAACCGCUUGCAUUUGAAAAUAUUUAACCACAAACAUUCAGCAUUACAUAUGAGAUGCAAACAGCUGCACAGAGAACAAUAUUUUCCAAUGCCAAAGCAAAAUGGACAUAAAUGAAUGAGUCGUAAAUAGUAGUCUUAAUGUUGUGAUGUUGUGUGCCGUUUUCUUUCUUAGCUCCAACUCAUGGACUCUUAAAUCCACAUAAGCUCAUGAUGCUUCUCUAAAUCCAGCCAAUCUGUUGGGUGUCUGUACUUAACAGUCCUGCUCAACAAAUCUGGGUCAAUAGAUGGUGUAGUGAAGCUACACAGUAACUGUUUGUGCAGACCAAAUUUUUAUUUUUUUCCACAUUGUUUUAAAAUGAUUUUUGAGUAAAAUUGUGUAGCAUCCUCAUGAUGGAGGGGUAAGGUGGACUAGGACAAGAGCUUGUAGAAGUGAAGAGGUUUGAUGAUUUCACUGAGAAAAUGGAGCUCCAGGACCAGUUGAAGAGUGACUGGCACCAAUAUUUCUGCAAUCAGCCACCAGUGGAGUUUAAUUCAAAUGAAAACCGUCAUCCUCUCUGCAGUGAACUGAGAAGCAGCUUUGUGAGAAUGGAGGGCAGCUCAGAUCCAUACAGCAGCAUCUGGACAGACGCUGAGCAAGUAAGAGUCAAGAACUGUAACAAUCGGUCAUUUGCCAUGGAUGCUAGAAUAAGGCUAGAUAGUUUGAAGUCAGGGUAUAAUACAGCCUUGCCUUGCCGUGCUAUGGAUGGGCUUUUGCACAGCUACAACGACCCCUGGGACAGUGAUGAAUCGCAGGAAGAAGAGUCUGCUUUGGACCUGGUAGAGCUCCUUGAUGUAGAGGACAAUGUACAGGAUGAAGAGAACUGGUUAUAUGAGUCUCCAAAGAAGCAAGUGUUUAUGGGGAGAAGUGAGUCUGCUCUCAGAUGGUGUCGCCAUGUCCUGGAUAACCCCAGUCCUGAGAUAGAGGCAGCAUGUCGCUCCCUGAUAAACAGACUGGAGCAAAGCUCAAGCAGUCACUUCUACAGACAAGCAGUUUUCCAUCAUACUGUGAAUGUGUCUGUGGGCUCCUCUAUGGACAAAAUAUCUGUCAGUACAACACAAAAUACCUCUGACAGUAAAGAUAACACUGAGCUGAGCAUUUCCCGAGACAUAACCACAAGCUACAGACUGCAGGACAUCACAGAUGUCCACAUUAUGGCUCGUUUACAGGAAGCCAGUUUAAGACAGGACUACGUUUCCACACCUGCCACUGCUUCAUCUAGGAGAAGUACUGAGUCACCAGUGACGUUUACAUCUUAUUUUAACACCUAUGUCGAAAAUACUGAUGACAUCGCUCCAGGAAGUAAAACUGAGCCUUCGUCUUCCUCUUGGCAGCCCGGUUUAUCGUCACAGAGCUCUUCCUUUUGCCAGUCACCACCAUCAGUAGCUAAGCAGGGCUGCCAAAGUCCAAAACUGUCCAGACUUCAUCAGCAAGUCACACAGUUUAAGCUGCUUAAACUCGCUCAGAAUCAAGCAACAUCAUCGGGGAGGACCAGGUCACCUCUGCGGACAAGCCUCCGCUCCCUCCAGGCUGUUAGGAACAGCCGAAGCUUAGAGACCGACGACCACCAACUUGCUGACUCACAGAUCAGUCACCCCUUAUCAGGUGCACCGUCUGUCAGAAGGGGGUCCAGCUGCUGGUCUCCAUCACUUUCCGCAGCAUCCAUGAACUCCAGUGGCACAUUGCACUCAGUGAGAGACUCCCUGGACCGGGUGGCCAUUGUGAAGAGACUGCAGAGGUCUCAGUCUGUGAGCCCCUGCAGGAUCCCUCACCCUGCUAAAGGACACCUGUCUGUUAAUGGACGUGUUUUUGCCUCACCUGAGAGGUCAGCCACUGUAGCUUGGGCCAGAAAUGCGCCAUCCACCCAAAGGUGAAAGGUGAAUUCCUGACAGUAAUAUGAAGAAAUUUAACAUAAAGUAAAUAAAGAAAUUUAUGUCAUAUCAUAUUAACUUACUUGUAUAGUUGCCUGCAU